UUAUACGAAACCUAGUGUUCAGAUCAAUAGCACCCGUUUCUGAAAUAGAGAGCACCUGUUGAUUUUAGUUUUGAAGAACACGCUUCGAGGACCCGUAAGUUUGUGUAAAAAUAUCUUAAAAAGUAGGAACCGAUGCAUAUAUGUGAAAUAAAUCAUGACAUUCUGUGUAUUCCCGAAAUACGCCGAAAACGUCCAGCAACCGCGAGCAAGAGUCCGCCCUUUUCCGUUAGCUCCGCCUUCCUCACAAGCCCCGCCUUCUGUCGGCUUUGUUGGCUGCGCCGGCUUCGUCAGUGUCUCCACGACGACGUCACGCGUUGCUUCGUCGGGCAACGUUGCCGGCGGCGAGAGGGAAGAGGCAUGGCCUUCUCGGUGCCGCCUGUUCCAGCAGCAGCAGCCGUCGCUGUUGCCGACGCCAGCAACGGCAACGUUUGUUAGCGAGUGCUCGGUGCCCGCAUUGCGGUGGCGCCACUGCAGCGACAGUCAACAGCAACCAGCGUUCGUGGCGAAGGAUCCUGCGUCCUGUAGCGUCAGCGCUGCGACACACAGCGCCACGAUCAACAGUAGUGGUAGCGGCAGCAAUAGGAUCGGCCACUCCGAAAACAGUUUCGCUACUGAGCGCCGCCGCGACGAGGUCGAUCAUCACAUUGCCGCUGACGCAAGCCUCGCUGGCGACCACAUCAAUAUCGCCGACGAAAAAACCAAGGGGACCCUCCACAGGGACACCGCUGUCGGCGGCCGCGGCUGCAUUGGCGAUCACAGCAACAGCAGUUCCACCAGAUUUCAGCUACGGGAGCAGCGACAACAGCUUGCCAUCGUAGUCACUGAAACCACAGCCUCUACCAUUACAAUUGCAGCUAGCAAAAGCAGAUCUGAGCAGACGUCGUCGCUAGCGCCUUUCUUUUCGUUGUCGCCGUUCGUAGCGGCAACGGCAGCAACAGCCUCAGGCGUAGAAGCCUUAGCGGCGGCGGUUACAGCUGCGUCAGCGGCGGAGGUUACAGCUGCGUCAGCGGCGGCGGCGGCGGCGGCGACGGUGGCGGCGGCUACCACUAGCGACACUAGCGACACAAGCGGACGAGCUAAUGCGAGCAAGCUACUAGCCAGUGCCGCGUUUCAUAUCAGCUCUGCGGACGUCGGCGAUAAGACGCCAACGUCGCCAACGGCGAUCGUCGCCAGCGACAACAGUGUUGCUGCUUGUAACAGUACAACGAGUAGUAUUAAUAGCAGCAGCACCGCUAUUGAUACAAGCGCUGCGAGAGUGGCUGCUUCUGCCAGGGGCUCGCGUACGGUUUUGCCCACGACGGUGACUGGCAUUGGAAGUGCUGUAGCGAUAAGCGACGCCGGCGCUGGUAGCCGCCGGAAAAACGACGCCAUCAAGUCCAGUAUCCUGCCUAUCAGCAGCAGCAGCAGCAGCAGCAGCAGCAGCAGCAGUAGCAGCAGCAGUAGCCCUCUACAGGAGCCUCCGAAGAACAGUUGUUAUCAGCAACAGCAGCAGGAGUUAGUUGGACCGCUGUUAGCUUUGCCCCAGUGGUCUUCGCCUUCUGCCGCUGUCAGGACCGCUGGUUUACUUUACCACGACGAGAGCCAGUGCCAGUUAACUUCGGUCACUGAUAUCGCGGCCGCUGCUUUUAUCUCAAGAGAUGAUAACAGAUCAUCGUUGUUGCUUAUCAGGAACACAGCAGGGACAAGCUACAAGGGCGACAGCGCUGUCGAUACUAGCCCCUGUAGCGGUGCUGAAUGUGAUCGGGGUGUGUUGUCCACCGAUAACUGUGCAGCUGUACUCGACGAAGCUGAUGAACAGGAAAACCUGCCGAAUUUCAAUCUCGACGGCGAUUUCCUUGUUGCUGUUCACAACAAUCAAGGCUAUCGAGCAGACCACCAUUCACACUCAGUGAUACCAACGACAACAACGUAUACCCCAAUCGAAUUUCCUCAUUCAGUGAAUUGCAAUAAGAAUACAAGUGUAACAGGAACAGCAGCGGGCACAGAAAGUAUCGCUGACCAUUGCAAGUCGAAUAGUGUACAUAUUCAAUCUGUUGCUGAAUGUGCAAAGGAGAAUCACUUCAGACAACUAGAACAACGGCAACAAAGUGUCUCCUAUAGUAACAAUGGAAACGUGUUAGUAAAAAACGUCAACACAAAUGGAAUAUUGAGAGACGAUCAACAACAGCCAGAUGGACUUUGUAAAGCUUUAUUGUCGCCGGUGCCUUCAGGUCACGACUGCUCGCCCCCGUUGUUAGCAGUCGCUGAAUGUGUCUCUGAGUCUGAAUCUGUUGCUACCGAACUGCUUCGGCAAGCCCAGUCCAUUGCUCGGACCUGUAUGCCGUACGCGCCGUCUACCUGUCCGUCCUCAUCCUACACUCAGUAUUUCUGCGCGGAACAGCAGCAGCGAUCCCAAGAGAAACAGCUGUACACCGUAGCAACACCAUUGCGCAAUCUGUCGUCUUACUCUUCUACAACGACAACGAGAGAUCGGUGCGUAGGUCGGACUCCUUCAUACGAGUCCUCGCCAUUGUGUAUAACUGGAGCUAACUGUGAACGUGCAGUGCAGUGCCGAGCGGCAGGUGUCACUGUGAACAAGCAGGUGGUGUUCGGCCAGCAUAACGUGGACGAGAAUUCUCUAAGUGUCGGUGUUCGUGUUGAUGGUGAUGGUGAUGAUGGUGGUAAUGGUGGUAAUGGUGAUGAUGAUGAUGGUGAUGUCCUAGAUGCUCGAAGGCCAAUAGUUGGAGGCAAAUCGGCCGCUUGUGUUGACCAAAGGACUAAUAGUCUAGGCCCAGUCGAUUCUUCCAGCAGAAAUCAUCGAGUGAACCCUCGAAGUCAACCCUACGCAAGCGGCCAGUCGGUGGCCGAUUCCGAGCCGUCAAAGGGCGUUCUAAACGCCGGCGAUCUGCAGCAUCACGGCGGGCCGGUGCCCAGUGCGGGCAUGCUGCAGUAUCUCAAGUCGAGUGUGCAGUGGACGCCCGAAGUAGGUGAAAUGGACCCCUCCUAUGUAACCUACAACGGGCAGACUUAUCCAACAGCCAGCUCGAAUCUGCGCCAACUCAGCGAGGCUAACGGAAUGCUUGGAUGGCCCGGACAGGGUUACCCCGAUCCGGCUACCACCGGUUUUUCCAGCUAUCCCCCCGCUGCCAACCCCCUCGGAAUGCCGAUGGAUCCUGCAUACAUCGACUAUUAUCAAGACUCGAAAGAGUGUGUCAACUGUGGGGCUGUAUCGACCCCUCUCUGGCGUCGCGAUAUGGCCGGUCACUAUCUGUGUAACGCGUGUGGGCUCUACACCAAAAUGAACGGUGCGAAUCGACCCCCAAGCGGUCGUGGAGCCUCCCACCAUAGUCCAUCCGGACCGGGGGCUACGCCAUUAACCUCACCACUAGCGUUAGCAGCGUCUGUUGCAUCGUCCGUACCGCUGCCAUCUCCGCCCUCAUCAUCCCUCGUACUCAAAAGGCAGCACCAUCAACAGCAGCAACAACAGCAUACUCAGCAACAGCAACACUCGAAUGGAAGUUCGAAUACGUCCGUACCAUCAAGCGCCGGAAGUUCUCAACAGCCAAGUCUAAAUAAGCGACCGGGGUUGAUUUGUUCGAAUUGUGAUACGAACAAUACUACGCUAUGGCGUAGAAACAAUCAGGGAGAGCCCGUCUGUAAUGCCUGUGGACUAUACUACAAACUGCACGGGGUGAAUCGUCCAGCUGCCAUGAAGAAGGACGGCAUUCAGACGCGGAAACGAAAACCGAAAAGCGUCGACGGUGCGGCUCCGAAAAAAAGUUCGAAAAAAUCGUCUGCGUCAGUUGCCUCGGCAACAGGCUAUGGCAGCCUAAUGUCAUCGAUGUCUUCAAUGAGACACUCAGGCGCCGCGAGCCAUCAGUUCUUUGCCACAGACAUUGGUGUGGGUUAUCCGGGUCUGCAAAGCCAGCACGGGCUAAGCGCUGAUCUACGCUUAUCUCGUUCAAGCCCCGGUGCUCAUUCAUCAAGCUCGGCUUCCGGAUCGUAUCCGUCAGGCGGCCUGAUACGGCAAGACUCAAAUCUUGACGGUUCACCACUUCCAGCCGGAGCUGGCGGAGGUCUUGGGGCUAGCGGUCCCCUGUCCACUGACGAUUCACACGGAUUGCAGCAGCGAGUCUCAGCUGCCGCGUCCCUCUCAUCAUCCGGAGUGGGUCCACUGCUGACCAGCCAUCUGCAUGGGCUCAGUAUUACACCAGCUUUCUCUACGGCCGCCGGGAGUCACUCACUUGAACAGCAACAGGCGCUUGGUUAUUCAUCUGGACCUUCGGUUUCAUCGGCGGGCGGACCACCUGGCACCCCAGGCAGUACGAGCGGGGUCCACUUUACAACGGCCGGAGGGGCGACCCUACAGCGCCAUCAGCAGUCGUCUCCUCAAGCGCAUGAAGUCGUACUGAUGAAGAGGGAAGGUGUAUGAUCCCGGAGCAAUUAUGGUGAUACACGAGUAUAGACAUAUAGAGCAAAAACCAGACGCAAAAGAGGAGCUUUGACCCCGGAUAUAAGGAAUACAAGAAAACUAUAUAUAAUGAACAUUACUAUUAUUAUUAUUAUUAUUAUUAUUACUACGCCGUAGUAGAACAAUGAACGAAUCGAAAACACACGCUCACAUGACAUGAUGAUCUGAAAGGGUCUCCUGUACGGACCCAAAUGCCGCUACAUGCUUAGCGGUAAAUAAAGGCGGCGUUCGGUUAAAUUCGUUCCAGACUUCCGAAUACUUUUUAUUCUAAUACGGUAUAUUGAACUAAAUUUAUCCAAAAUAGAUAUUUGUCAAAAAGUCGCGCGGGCUGGAAAAGACACUCCGUUAUGUACUCAGCUGAAACCGGAAAUGACCAGCCCGUUAAUAAUGCAAGUGCGCCCUAAUAUGUAUAUUGCAGGCUUCGAUUAAAUUAUAUCAUUUUGGAAACGGGAAUUUUCCGAUAGCCGAAUGCGCAGAAGAGUGACUGAUUGACGAUGGAUAGGCGGCAAAGUGCAGAACCGUCAAUGACGAAAAAACUGAGAACGGUUAUAGAAACUAUGCUGAGUAGUAAGAAACAACGUUUCAUAGGGAAAUGCUGUUUCUUAGCGCUAUUGAGUCUCAAAUGAAUCGACAAUUACAUAUUCAAUGUAGUAUCUGUAUAGCCGAUACCUAUUGGCAUUUCAACAUAAUCCAAUUAUAGAGAUGUAUAAAAGCUCUUUGUUUUUGUUGCCAGAGACGAUUUGUUUGUGAUCUUAUAGUAGAUAUCUGUCGGUAUACCUCUGUGUCCUUAACAGUAUAGAUAUAGAUAUAUGUCUAUACUGUAUAUAACUGUGUAGACAGACAGUAAACAUGCUUCCAGAGCGACUUCGCGUUCAUCUAAAUUUGCUUUUUAUUGAAAAUCAGUCUCAGAUGGCAAGUCUAUGUGCUUUUUAUAUGGACGGUGUUUUACAAUUUACGUGUUUCGCGCGCUUCAAACGAUCGGCCGGAGGAGGAUGCUGCAGUUAGAAUAGAUCCGUAAACAACAUAGCUGAAAGCAAACGAAUUGCAGGUCGUGCGAAACUACCUAGUGCAAGUAAAUUAUACAUAAAAUAACGCUCUCCUGUAAAUAGCUAUACCUAUAUACAUAUAUAACGAUCUGUAAAUAGCAUACAUAGAACGCUGCCUAUAUAACGGUAGCGUAGAAGGUCCGAGGAUUCUAGUGUCUUCAGAUUGGCGGACAACGAGCUUUUACGAAGAGCUAGUCCUCAACUGCGAUUGACAUAAGGCUACAACUAUUAUAUUCUAAACCGUUCAACCUUCGUUUCUGCCCGUUGUAUCGCACAUUUGAAAUCGGUUUCUCAUCUUAUGAAAUAGCGAUUUCAGAUGGUUUUAGUUUUAGUUAGAUUCUCUCAUAACCUCACCUACUGGACUUAUUGUUGAAACUAUUUUGUUAGAGCUUAGAGCCCAUGGACGAGUAGAUGUGCGAGGAAGGUGAUACAUAUAGGCAGCAAUAUUGACACCAUCUGCUGUAUAGACAGAGGGAACAUUUUAUGUUCCUGUUCUGACGUUCACAACACUUGCAGCACUCUGUUCAAAAGUCACCCUCAGAACCCCCUCCCUGCCCCCCAUACAAAAACACACGCUCAAACUCUUGGUCGCCCUGUCUCUAGUUAAGUUGUAUUGAAAUAGUGAUUUUUGAAAGAUCACGUUGUGCCUUCUGUUCAACUGGUUCCGACGUCUAAAGCGCCCAGUUACUCCAGGACGAGUUUUAUGGAUGCCAAUGGGAAACGUAGACGUAAAGGCGGGGUUUCGGAUGGUGCGUUACGCAAGCGGCUGCUGAUAUUCAGUAACGAAUCAAAGUAGAAGUUAUAUUGGCUAAACUUCUUCGCUAAAAGAGAUUAAGCCACCUAGAACAGUAAAAAUCACUGCAGUCGAAAGUAAAACUUUGCACAACGUUACAGUUAGCUCGCAUUCCCUUAAGAAAUUCGGCGGCUCAAGUUGACUAACACGAUCAUUGGGCUAAUUUCAUAAUAAUACACUCAUCGAUAAACUUUUCAAAGUCAAACUCAAACUCUAGAAGCACGUGAUUAUUAUUACCGCAUGGAUCUGAAGUUUGGCGUUCAUAACGCAUGAAGGGGGCUUGUAGCCCCUUGAGGGUCCUCCGAGUGAGGAAAUCGUGACAUUAUUUGAGAAUGGUCUAUUCUGUAGACUCUGAAAAAUAGCGGAAACACCUGUGUCGGCAACAGCAUCCCAACAGUCCCAGGAAAAAGAGUAUCAGAGCAUUUUCUAAUCAAACGAAGUAUCCUCUAAGUGUCACCCAACUAUUAUCAUGAAUAGUUCAGUGUUACUCUGCGUGGAAGAAUCACUCUCAAAGUGCCGGAUAACCCGACGAUAAGUACAAGCAGAAUCUAUUACGAAACUGCUAAGUCUUAAGAUAUCCAUACAAACAUCUUCACAUUAUACACAUAAAUAUAGAUUGCCAUUUUUACUAUUUAUAUGCAGCCAUCAGAUCCAUACGGUUCCGCAUAAAUGUAAAUCCGAGUACCUCAGCGGUUCUCACACGAAAAUGGAGCCAGAAACGCCGAUGGAUUAAGCUAAACGUGAUGGCGCUAGUGACUACGUAGAAUGAAAUAGCCAUUAUUGGCUUUUUAGAUUACCUGCGAUGCUCGAUGGCGCUGGCUUGCACGCCGCCCAUUUCAAUAUACUUCACUAGAAAAUGCGAGAAUGUAUGUACAUACCAAGUGAACGGCAAAAUAUAGAAGAUGGCUUCUUUUUUGCGCGGUGAAAACUCGUAGUAGGCCGAUUGCGAGAUGUAUUCAUGUCUGAGGACAAAAAUAAUAAUAAUAAUAAUAAUGGACAGAUCUUAAGUUAAACAAGUUGUAAGUAGAUAAAACUAUG
Messenger RNA from Varroa destructor (honeybee mite), 7327 nucleotides. RefSeq lists its product as uncharacterized. Lineage: Eukaryota; Metazoa; Arthropoda; Arachnida; Mesostigmata; Varroidae. Gene Ontology annotation, molecular function: zinc ion binding; DNA-binding transcription factor activity, RNA polymerase II-specific; RNA polymerase II cis-regulatory region sequence-specific DNA binding. Gene Ontology annotation, biological process: positive regulation of transcription by RNA polymerase II; negative regulation of transcription by RNA polymerase II; cell fate commitment. The record is from RefSeq and is a predicted model, not a curated record. Gene Ontology annotation, cellular component: nucleus.